This is a messenger RNA of Pseudophryne corroboree (corroboree frog), 1716 nucleotides long. It is a transcript of the gene BLZF1, whose product is annotated as basic leucine zipper nuclear factor 1. Gene Ontology annotation, cellular component: Golgi membrane. The coding region runs from base 142 to 1314 and encodes 390 amino acids. The record is from RefSeq and is a predicted model, not a curated record. The transcript has 7 exons. NCBI's taxonomy places the organism in Eukaryota, Metazoa, Chordata, Amphibia, Anura, Myobatrachidae. Gene Ontology annotation, biological process: Golgi to plasma membrane protein transport; Golgi organization.
CGCCCACUGUACGUGACGUCGGAAAUGACGUCAAGGCAAACAGGAAACAGUAUUAACACGGAUAUUUGGUUCUUCUUCCUGCCGACACAUAUAAAUCAUACCUGAACCUGUUAAUCGGAAAUUAGAUUGUUUGGAGACACCAUGGCAACAAUAGCAACUUCUCCACCUAUGCGUGGUACUGGUGAUGGCAUGGAAACAGAGGUGCCCUUGAAAUCGGUAGAAGUAACACCACCACUACACAGCAAGGUGACGCACAGCCCAAGGAGGAAAGGUACUCCAUCACUGUCACUAAGUCCUGGUGUCCUUCAGCUGGGGAAAAUUAGUUCUGACAAAUCAGUUGAAAUUGAAGCUUUCAGGAUCAUCGUUCCUAAAUCUGCAAUAACACAUACGGUUCUUGCUAAGCAGGCUAAAGCCCAGGAGUCUAAUGGACACAGUAAAAUAGACAUAUCUGAUUGUAUAAGCGAGCCAUGGAAACAACUCUCGGAAAUGAAGAAUACUCUGGAAAAAUUAAAGAAUUCAGAAAAGAGAUUGCUGCAAGAUAAGGAAGGUCUUUCUAACCAACUCAAAGUGCAAAGUGAGGUUAAUCGGGAGUUAAAAAAAUUGCUGGUAGCAUCUGUUGGUGACGAUUUACAGUAUCAUUUUGAGCGCACCGCUCGAGAGAAGAACCAGUUAAUAUUAGAGAAUGAAGCCCAGGCACGGAAUACAGCCCAACUUUCAGAACAGUUAGAGCGCAUGUCUAUUCAGUGUGAUGUGUGGAGAAGCAAAUUCCUUGCCAGCAGAGUGAUGGCGGAUGAAUUAACUAACAUGAGGGCAAAUCUGCAACGACAAAACAGAGAAGCCCAAAGUGCACUUCAAGAUUUGUUAAGUGAAAGGGAACAGUUUCGUCAAGAAGUGUCUGACACACACAAAGUGUUAGAAGAGCUUCUGGUCUCUCUGCAAUGGGGAAGACAACAGACCUACUAUCCCACGUCUCAGCCAUAUAACACCACUGAACUGAUGGCAGCAAACUAUAAGCUGGCAGUGGCCGUGAAGUCUCACCUUAUCGGAAAUACUGGAUCUGAAAGUCCCAAAUGUACCUCUCCGCUAGCUGAAUAUUGCAGCACUCCUGCAGAGAAGAUGGCGGAAAUGAUACUGAAAGCUCAGGAUCUUACUGUCUGUACUGAGAUGUUGGCCGAUAUUUCCUUCUCAGAGUCCUCCUCGUCUUCCUUCCUAGCAGCAAAGAAAAGUAUUGGACGGUUUCACCCAUACACCAGAUACGAGAACAUCACCUUUAAUUGCUGCAAUCGAUGCCAUGGAGAACUGAUAGCCUUAUAAGAUGACUUGUAUUACACAGCCCCUUUGUGAUAUCAGUAUUUACUGUGGUGUAAGACUGCACGUCAGAGAGCAAUAAUUUUUCCCUCAGACGUUGUUACAUGAAUUAUCAGUAUUUGUGUUCCUCUGUUUCUUUUGGCGCCUGACCUCAUGCAAUAUAACCUUUGUAAGGCGGAACAUUUAUAGGAGAACUUUUAAGCGAAAUACUUUUGGCAUCCAAAGUGUGUGCGCUAUAAUAUUGACUAUUUAAGAAAGUCUUUCAAGUUCACUAGGUCAUUUCCAAAGACAAUCUCUUUAUAAAACCGCUGUGAUGCGAUACUCUGCUUGAUUAUUUGAUGUACAAAUGUACUUUCAGAAUGUUAGCUUAAACUGACAAUUUAUUAAAAACGCAGAAUUUCAGUCUAA